This is a messenger RNA of Symbiodinium necroappetens, 261 nucleotides long. The record is from the annotation of a GenBank genome assembly. NCBI's taxonomy places the organism in Eukaryota, Dinophyceae, Suessiales, Symbiodiniaceae.
AUGGGGCGCAAGCCGACUGAAUUCAACGCGUUUGACGUCGAGUUGCCCAAGGAGCCAUUCGACCCCAAGCCGUACAAGUUGCACGUUCGCAAGUAUCCUGGCAUUGCCAGUGGCUUGGGGGCCGAGUAUUUCUACCGUGAAGAUCAGCGCAGCCCGCUGACGUAUUACCACCUUCGUUGCCCUGCAGCCGGCGACACGGUGCUGGUGGGUGCCACCGAUGCCCGAGCCAUCCAGGCCAGGACGAUUGACAACUACGUCAAG